Molecule: messenger RNA, 483 nt
Organism: Cryptococcus wingfieldii CBS 7118
Lineage: Eukaryota; Fungi; Basidiomycota; Tremellomycetes; Tremellales; Cryptococcaceae
Exons: 4
Coding region: 1-483 (160 amino acids)
Source: RefSeq, a predicted model, not a curated record
AUGUCAGACUUUAACACCAACUACGCCCAGUCUGUCAACUACGAGGGCACCGAUGACGAAAUUCCUGAGGCUGGCAGCUCAUCGAAGGCAAGGUUACAAAAUGAACGGCAAUGGCGGGAGAACGAGAAGGGUAACAGAAGAGCUAGAAAUAAACGAGCCCAGGACCAAGCAGAUGAAGAUAAGAAGCAAAUGGUCGAGGAGAUCAAUAGGCGCACGGGAGGAGCCUGGACAGUCAAUCGCAAGACGACUGUUGUGGCACUGCGCAACCAGAUAGCCUGGCUGGAUGAUGCGGAUAGAAGAGCUGAGCAACAGGCAACGAAUAUGGCCACCAGUCCCUCGGACGCUGAGGAACAGGCCACUUACAGCCUCCCGCCAUCCGAGUCGUGGAUGGACAAGUGGAAUUCUUAUCCCCCUGAAUGGUUUACCAACAACACAAACCAAGAUUGCGAAACCUAUCCUUCAGAUGAUGAUGAUAGACUGUAA